Molecule: messenger RNA, 4823 nt
Organism: Aquila chrysaetos chrysaetos
Lineage: Eukaryota; Metazoa; Chordata; Aves; Accipitriformes; Accipitridae
Gene: MEIKIN
Product: meiotic kinetochore factor
Exons: 12
Coding region: 121-1347 (408 amino acids)
Biological process (GO): meiosis I sister chromatid cohesion; meiotic sister chromatid cohesion, centromeric; homologous chromosome segregation
Cellular component (GO): kinetochore
Source: RefSeq, a predicted model, not a curated record
ACGAGGCGGUUCGUGAGGGGACGCUGCCCGUGGGGAGCGGGCGGUUGUUGUCCCCUGCGGGCAGCCGCAGCCCAGCCCUCGUUUAUCUCCUCCCGCCUCUCUGAGGAGACGCGGUCCGAAAUGGAGCCGUCCCGCUGGCAGAGCGCUGCCCACGGCGGGAAGGCACCGCGGAAGAAACGCCGCUCGUCCCCGCUACCGGGGGCGGCCGUUCCCCCGGGCAGGGCCGGCAGGCGGGACGGCGUCUCCCAGUCGUGUCGGCGGCUUCUCUUUGGGAGCGCGGGUCCCCGCGGGCCGGAGGCCGGCAGCCUGAAGAGAAAGUCCAGUGUGAAAACCUUACCAAAAAUUAAAGAACAUUUUGAAGUCACUGAAGUGAGCUGUUCAUGUAGCCAAAGCAAUCAAGUGAAUGUCAAAGAAACAACAGACUUUGGAAAAAAAGAAGAGAAAAUAGAAGAAAGCACUGUGCUGCUGAAGGAAUCCCUGAUAAUCAACUCUGAAAGUAAAGAAAGUUUGAAAAAUGCUGAAUUAACUUCAAGUACAGGAAUGACUCUUCCCACAGGUGUUUCAACCUUUCUCCUAGAGUGUUUAGAUGCAGAUUCAACUGCAGAUUAUAAUGCAGAUACUAGUGACAGCCUGAACAGUUGCCCAUCCCCUGAAACAUUCAGAGAUGAUGGCUCAGAAAGAAGUAAUUUUUACUCUGAGGCCUCUGGCAAGUACAAGAACUCUACUCUCCUGGACUCCAGCAAAGCAGUGACCAUAGAUAAGAUGCCGCAGAUCUCAAAUCUUUCAGCAAUAUUAGAACCUGUGCGGGAGGAUUUUCGAGACCAAUACACUAGAAGAAAGAAACCAUCAAAUUCCAAUUACAAUUCUUCAGCAUUAAGUGUUUCAACUACUCUGGCAGGAAAAAAAGUCUGUAAAAUUACAGCUGGAAGAGAGAGAACUCCAGACCUAAAAACUGGUAUGCGCUGUUCUUCACCGUUAGGACCGGAAAGAAAGCCUGACAAUCAAACUGCUAAACCCAAAAUGCUGAAGUGUAAGAAAAAAGAAAAAAAUUCUAAUGCAUUAGAAGAAGGUACAUCAUCAUUCAGUCAGCUUGAUGCCCCAGGAAACACUGCAGCCAAAUCGGUGGGGUUGUUGACAGCAGAAGUACUGCCAUCCAAACAGACAGAUGCUGUGGUGCCUCUGUGUGGCAGACAAGAAAUCUGCUCCAUUGUCAGAACUUCACCAUGCCAGAGGCACUCCAGGCUUCACCAAAUUCCAGUUAACACAGAAGCGUUCUGGCUUCCCAAAGGAGUGCCUGAAGAUAUUAUUACGAGUACCAAAAAUUGGAUCUACUGUAAACACAGAUGAGACCUCUGGGUUUCAGCAGGAGUCAACAGAAGAAAUAACUGUCUUGCUACUGUGGCAGGGAGGUGAAACAGAACUAUUAACCAGUAAUUAACGGCCGUAAUCUUUUGGCACAUAAAUUAUUUGAAAUUUAGUGUAAUGCUUUGCAGUAAGCUUGUAAGUAGUUUACUCCAGUACUUAAUAUUAAAUUGUUUUGUACAAGCAACUAGAUCUUAUUCUGGGCAUUGUUCUGGAAGGAUUCCAUAAAGGUGAUUCUUAGUUCGUUUAGGUUUUAGAAAAGUGUGCCUCAAGAACAGCAGACCAAAUUGCAUUAGUGGAAUUAUUUCUGGCUCUUGCUCUGUCAAGAUUUCUAGAUUUUUCUAGUAGCAUUAGCAUCUAAAGAUGUGACCUCUACUUGAGUUAAGAAGUGUUAACACUAUUUAUAAAGGUAACUGCAUCCUGGAAAUGGGUAUGUAAAGCAUUCACCUACUCUCAGGGACUCAGAAGUCAGUAAUAUGCUACCAUUAAACUCCCUGAAUCCUUAGGUCUGCAGAACUUUGGAGGUACAGGACUCUGGGUUCUGCUGUAACCUGAUUUCUAAACAUGAAUAUAGAUCAUCUUCACCCUACCAUCACUGCAAGCUAGCUUUUUAUGGUCAGCACUGUCACCAUUCUUGGCACAUCCACUGCCCAGCCACUGUCAUCUCGGAGUCCUUCCCAUUUCAUCUCAAUUAUUUUGGGAUAUCACCUAUCUCGGUGGUUGUUUCUUCUAGUGGCUUCAGACUUACGCAGAGGAAGUAGGUGCCUUACAUGAAUACAAGGGUGGAAAAAAAACUUUUAUAGCUGAACUGUCUCAAGACCUGGAUAUUGGCAUUCUGGAUUUUGAGGUUACUGCUCACACUAUGUGGCACAUGAGUUAGAUUCCCAGUGCUUCCAGUUCAGCUUGUGGAUUGUUAAUCCAUAAGUGUCAUUCUUUGGCAGUGUGCUGAAUGCCUCAGAACACUGACAAGAGCACAGCUUUUCUCCACUUGAAUUCACUGCAAAGUAAAGUAGUUUGGAUCCUUAAAGCAUUCUCACUACAACACUCAUUACUCAGACUCUUCUGUAGACAUAAAGGAAGUUUUUCAAUGUUUUGAACUGAUAGUGUGGCUUUCCAAUCCUCUUGAAGUCUGAGUUUGUUUCUCAGUAUUAUCACCCAGAACAUUCACGCCCUGGAAGGGAGUUCUGCAUUUCCAAAAAGAGCAUGUCAAGAAGACUUAGGAAGUCCACAACUUCAAUUAGUUUGACUACAUUUGAAAAUACCUCAGAAAGUUCAGACCCUGAGCCUUUUCCCAUUGCUCUGGGGUAGAAGGAAGUGCAAAUAAAUGCUGCUAGAUUAGUCUAUGAACAAGUAUUGUAUAAACAUACUAUAUGGCUCAAGGUUAAAAAUUAUGCCAUUAAGUUGUUUUUCCUUUAAGCAUUAGGAGAAUGAGUUCUGCCAAAAACUCCUUGGAGUCCUCUCGGGUAUGCUUCUAAUUAUCAAUAUCCUUGUUCUUGCAAAUACUGGUAAUUAUGCAAGAAUCUAGAGCCCCUAGGAGAUAGAGGUGAGAUCCUUGAUGUAGCUUUAAGCAAAAUUGAAAGUUAUCUAUGUAGUCAGUUGUGAUUAUGAUGAUUGUUCAAGUAAAGGAUGGUCCAGAAUAAGAGAGGUGUUUAUCGUAAGGCUAUUCUAGGAGUCCUAGGGAAAAACACUUAUUUUGCCCCAAACCAUUUUGUAGUUUCUAUACAAGAAACAGGCUAAUACUGGCAAACUAACUGGAGAGUACAGGAGGAGAAAAUACGGCAUGUAACUGUGAAGUUUGGCUGUAGCAGCCUGAAUAUUGCCGAGUUUUGUUUUUGUUUUUCUUGAUGUGAUGAGGCUAUACAGGAGGACAGAAAUACCACGAACCACAAUCUCUCUUGUCCUUCAGUUAUGAAAGCGCUGCUUCUUAUUUUCCUCUUUUGUCUGACUCUUAGGGAAAGUGUAAUUAAUUACCAGGCUAGCUCUCUGCCCCAGGGAAGGAAAUUUUACUCAUUUUGAGGCCGCAACAAUAUCUGCUCUUGUUCAGCUUUUCUCAAAGGGAAGGCAUUUUCCCCUGUUUUGGUUUUAAACUGAAGAAUGACUGCAUAAAAUUUCAUUCAAAGUGGAAACUGGCUCUUCCAUAUUAGUGGAUAAAGGUUAUGGGUCACAGCCAGUUAACGGGUAGUACAGAAGAGCUUAUUUGUGCAGUGAUUCGGGAGAGAAAUCUGUUCAGUGUCAGUAGGGCUGCUCUGUCACAUCCUAGACAUGAUGAAGUCUUAAUGGCUUGAAUGGAAUCGCUUACAGUGAGUCAGUCCAUGCAAGAACUGUGAUAAUACUUUAUCGCUAGGAAUUGUGCAUCGCAGAUGCGUGUUUAGUAAAUGUAUUAUACAUAAAUCUGUUAGAGGUUUUUCAUUUACACUGUUCGGUUAUUUGCAUUAUCUGAAGUGUGGUUCUAGGAGACUUUGACUUAGAGUGCUCGGAGAUGAUGGAAGAUGUUUGCUUCUUGCACCGGAGUGGUAUAGGGGUAGGUGUACUAAGAGCUUACAUGCAAGUAGUUCUGUUUUGAUUUAUAAUCUCUAAACACUGAAAGCAGAGGUUUGGGGCCCAAGGCAAUGCAUACUGAAUGGACACACAAGUUGAAAUUCACGUUCUUUGUGUAGGUAUGAAGAUUUGCCUACAGGGAGGCUUUUACAGGAAAAUGGAUGAUUAAACAUGUAUUUAUCCCCUUUUCUCUUACUGUCCAUCCUCCGCUCCCUCGAUUUAAGGAAUGUCAAUCAAGCCUAUCGGCAUCACUUGCUGUUAAUUUAGGAGUUUUGGAACAGGUUACUAUUUGCUUUUAAAGGGACUCCAUCAGGUUGAAUCGCAAUGCACUUGAGAUUAGCUAAAUCUUCAUUGCCUUAAAUUGUGAAACUAUGGAAAGCCGAGUUGUAUGUCCUGGCCAAAAUUCUAUUAUUUCAUAGUGUUCCCUGAGGACUUUUUGUAUUUGAGACUGUAUUUAUAUGCCCAUCUUGAAGCUAGGAGGCUUUCACAUGGUGAAAGGAUGUAAGGGUCUGUCAUCUGUAAAUCUAUGGCAGGCAGGCGUAUCUAUCUUCCCUACAGAACAAGGGGAAAAAGAUGCAUCUAAACAUCAAUUCCUAUUUUCUAUUAGAAUUAUCUUCAACGUAUAGUAGAUGAAGAACAAAGUUCCUACAGAUGGCUGGUUGUGAGGAAUUGUAUAGAUAUUUUACACAUGUACUAAAUUACGCCUUUUAAAAGUAAUCUACUUAAUUUAAUCUUACAUCAUACACUGUUUUAGUUUAAUUCCAGUUUCUAGGGAAAGCAGAUGAGUCAGUUUUGUCAGUCCUUAAUUAAACUUCCUAGUAGUGUUGUAUCUGAACAGUGAGCCAUUGAAAGAGACUGUUAACUGUAAACAGUGUUUCCAUUUCAUUUAAACAUUUACUAAUAAAGAGUUUUGCAAAAAUCCA